Molecule: messenger RNA, 4284 nt
Organism: Polychytrium aggregatum
Lineage: Eukaryota; Fungi; Chytridiomycota; Chytridiomycetes; Polychytriales
Exons: 6
Coding region: 104-4039 (1311 amino acids)
Molecular function (GO): protein binding
Source: RefSeq, a predicted model, not a curated record
CCUGCAUCAACUCCAUCGCCUGCAUCAGCUCCGUCGCCUUUACCACCCAAGUUCCUAUUCAUCAUCUGGUGCUGGAUCACAGCCCCGCGCCCUGCAUCAACACAUGAGCCGGAUGCCGCCUUCUCCGGACCAUCCGGGCUGGUGCCGGACCCAAUCUCGAGCCAGUUCGGCGUCGCAGCCAAUCACAUCGACACAACGCCCUGCCCUGAUACUGUGCUGCCUGUUGUUGUUUCUGCUGGCUCCAUCGCCGUCUUUCUCGCUCCCGGUGUCGACGGUGACUGGCUCGCCGCCGCCUUCGAACUCAACCAAACAAACCUCAAGCGUUGUGCCGUCGCCCGUUCCAACUGCUUCCCUCCAGAACUCGAGCCUGCCUUCUUUAUCUUCGCCAACUCUCUACAGCCCGGUUGACUCGCUGCCAUGGCGAGACUGCCACGCCUAUGUGCAGACCAAAGACUCCUUUUUCAUUAUCGGAGGCCGUGCAGCAAUCGGACCUGCACCCAUCCCAGGCGGCGGCCCUAUCAUCCCGGUGCUUCCCGUGCUGGCCGCCACCCUGAACUCGACCUCGACCUCGACCUCGACCAGCCGACCAAAUGCGAGCACCACGCAGCAACCAGCUGGCCCAAGCCCCAUAACCAGACUGUCUGAAUCGUCCAACACAAGCGCCCUGCCGGGUGAUCUGGUUCCGGUUCAGUCUCCGUUCGCUGGCACCAACUCGAUUUGGUCGGUGCGGUACAUCGAUCUCGAUGUUUCGAGCAUUUCCCACUCGGACGCCUUCCCGCCGCUCUUUGGGCUGUCUUGCGUCACUGACGACUCCAAGUUGAAGAUUUAUUGCACUGGCGGAUUCCCGACCCCAAACUUGACGGCGGUUCCCCCUGGCCAGGCUGGUCCGACGUUGUAUCCUUACGAAAGUCUGGUCAUCGUCGAUGUUCCCUCGGGCGUGGUAUCAACCCACAACCUCACCUGGCCUGUGGACCAAGAUGGUACCUCAGUAUCCCGAGGCUUCCAUGCAUCGGUCUUCUACAACAACUCAAUUUUCAUGUUCGGCGGAAUCCCUUGCUACCAGUGCCCCGUACCGACUCUGUCGUGGGGGAGGCAGCACAUUGCCACCAUCAGCAGUGCGAUCGCGUUCAUACCUCCAAGCAGCACCUCGAGUCUAUUUCCCAGCACCAGUAAUUUCGGAAGGAAUGGCUCCAUUCUCCUCAUUGGCGGCGCUUCCACCAACAUCAGCGCCGACGGCACGAGAGCUUACCCGGCCGCCAACCCGCAGCUCCUUUGGUCGUUUGACAUUGCCACUCACAACAUAACGCCAAUUGCUGUUGGGAACGCGGAUCCCGGGUCAGUGCCAUCGCCACGAUACGGGCACUCGUGUGCUGUCUCCAAUGACGACAGCUCCACUAUCUGGGUGCAAGGCGGAGGUGCACCGGGCUUUGAUCCCGUGGACCGGAAUCUGUGGCGUCUCAACAUCAGCAACCCCGCCAACUACACCUGGCAGCUCAUCGUCCCCAGCAAAUCGGACCAGAACUCGCUCUUCUCCGCCAACGCCACAUUGUUUGGCUCCUUGAUCUCGUACUCGACUUUUGUCCUCGUCUUUGGCGGGCGCAUCCCUGGCAUGAUCGGGGCAGACGGGCGCACGGGGUUCGUGAACGUCUCAUCCGGAGCGACUCUGGCGUCCUUUGGCAACUCAUCGGCCGUGCAAUCGUCUGGGCCCUUUACAGUCUACUACGACGGCUCAGCGCUCGGAAGCUCUCUGGGAUCGCUGUGGUCUCGAGCCAAUCGGUUCGCUCGGCGCGUACUGGCGCAGCUUCCCACGCCCCGUUUGCUCCGUCGGUCGGCCGUACAGGAAUCCGGCACAGACAGCGACCAAAUCCAAUCACCUCGACGUGUAGCCGGUCGUAAAUCUGCUCUGAGCACGGCUGCAACGGCUACCGCCAGAUGCGACUCCUCAAUGAGGCACUUGUCGACCUUGACCGGCCUCACCUCGGUACCAUCCGUAUCUGCGCUAUCGCCACCCUUGGCUGCGACACUGCCCUCGUCCCACCGACCCUCGAAGCCGCUGACCAUAAGUACAAAAGCCGCCGUGCCUUUGGUACUUGCACAAGUGGCGCAAACCACACAGGCCCCACCGAUCGUACAAACCACACCAGCCGCACAAACCGCAAAGAUCAGCAACCCGCUCAAAGCAACUCCAUUCGAGCUUGCGUCUGAGCCCUUGGCAAGCGCAAAUCAACCGUCGGAUACAAAUGCAAGCACGGUACCUCCUGGACUGCCCCUGCGCUAUACGUUUGUCUUUGACACUCGCUUCGACACUUGGUCUCCUCAGGCACGGACCUUGGUGGCUAACUCUCCGUAUGACGUCGACAGCCAAACCAGCGCGAGUGACUCGGGUCCCCUAAUCGCUGGCAUUACCAUCGGGCUGGUUGCCCUCUUGGUCGUUGCCGGCAUUGCUGUGAACCGAAUGAGGUAUCAAGCCAAACCCGGUGCCAGCGAAGACGGCGCGACAGAUAUCAACAAGAGCACAGCGCGCUCUGCAAUUGAGAUUGCUCGUGGCGCGGAUAGCCGCAGCAACGAUAGUGCAGACAGUCUGCCGUUCAUGCUCCUGUUGAAGAAGAAGCACCAGUCGCUACUGCAGCCACAGCAGAGUGCCAACCUCGAGAUGAACCGCCUUGUGGGCCGACAGCUGGCAAACCGACCAAAGGCGCACUUUGCUCCUUCAUCCACGCCCGGUCCAUCGACGCACGUAUCCGGUGCUGCUGGUUCCAGCGGCUCAGGUCUCCAGCUGCCCUCCUUGAUCCCCAACAGCCGGCCGAUGCAUUCAUCGCCGCUCGCGCCACCGCCCGUGGCUCUGUCGACCUUCAUCCUGGAUCCGCGAUCAGGACUGCCGAAGCGCCUUGACUCGAUUGUCAAGAAAGCCCCGGGCGCAAAUUCAGUCGAUUUCGACGACGACGAAGACUUUGGAUUUGAGCCUGACGAGACCGAUAGCUCCGGUGCCGAUGAAGCCAGCGAUCCGGCUGCCGUGUCCGACCAUCAGACUCCCUCUCCGCGCGAGGCCCAUAACAGGAGUCCGUCGUGGGCGACCUCUGCCGCGGUCGACGAUUCCAGCGAGUACUCUGCUGCACGGUCUGAUGACCCUUUGAUCGUCGCUACCAGCUCCCUUGAUCAGGCAUCGGGCACCGCAACCCCGUGCUCGCAUACGAGACCAACAAAGGUAUCGGAAUCAAUGCAGUCGAUCGAGCACUUCCAAGUCCACAACCGCCCAAGAUUCAUCAUGUCCAAGACCACGCCGAACGCAUCCACGGGUUUUACGGCCGGCGAGAUGGACCGCAGCAGUCAAGACCACGACGACGAAAUUGACCUGCGGACAGGCGAGAUUGUGACAAUUGCAUAUCUCUACAACGAUGGCUGGGCCAAGGGCUGGAACUUAACGUCGGGCCGCAUCGGCGUGUUCCCGUUCCUGUGCGUCCAGCAGAUGAUGACGCGGUCCGGCAGCCGGCGCUCCAGCCGCACGGUGCAUUCCGAGAAGCGUCUGAGCAAGCUCUCGAUGGCCCGCAUGUCCUCGUACAACAGUGAGCUGUCGACAGGCCAGCCAAGCUUGUACCAGACUCACAUUCUCGAAUUCGAUGAGAACGCAGACGAAGAGGGAAUUGAUAUGAUGCCGCUUGCAAGCAGCUCCAACGACGCCACAACAUUCAUCUCUGGAGGCACGGACCUGGGAUACGAAAGCCAGAAGAGCAGCUUUGUGGACGCUGACAUCGAGACGGCUGCGAGUCCAGCGAGUCCACUCGGCUCUGUUCGUUCGCUAGCAACACACGAUACCGUCUUGGAUGAAAGUCGACCUGCCGACGCCGCUGGCAUGGCUGAUGAGCCCGUGGUCGCUGGUGCACCGCAAAGUGCCGCUGCUGCCGCCGUCGCGGGGCCCCCGCAAUUGCCUGCGUCCCAGCCCACACCAAUCCAAGCCGAACCUCUCGACGACGAUUUCUCCGACAUGGGUGACAGCAUCGGCUCGAGCGAGCUCGGUGACUUUGAUGACGACGAGGAGUAGAGCCCAAAGUCACCGAAAGAGCCGCUGAAAGCCGUCAGCCAUUGACGCGCCGCACCUCGCCCAGCCCAUCGCGUGUACUUUUUUUUUGGUAAUUUCAUGAAGCGAUUUGCGGAGAAGGGUUGAUACCCAACCCGUUAUCGCCGCUCCCCACCCCAUGGCGCAUCUCCAUCUCCUUGCAUCCAGCACACGUUAUACCGCUAGGGUGCGGAUAGAAACCCCCUGAAUAUACGUUUGAGCCACCGGAA